GUCUGGGCGGCCCGUGGUGCGGGUUUGAGUGGAGAGAACCGGCGGCUCGAGUGGUACUAGGAGCAGCAACCAUGGACGUGGGCGAACUUCUGAGCUACCAGCCCAAUAGGGGCACAAAACGUCCCCGGGAUGACGAAGAAGAGGAGCUGAAAACCCGUCGGAAACAAGCGGGUCCUCGAGAGCGGGGCCGCUUCCGGGAAGAGGAGCUGACGGUGGCGGAAGAGGCCGAUGACGACAAGAAGCGGCUGCUGCAGAUUAUUGACAGAGAUGGGGAGGAGGAGGAGGAAGAGGAGGAACCACUGGAUGAAAGCUCAGUGAAGAAAAUGAUCCUCACAUUUGAAAAGAGAUCAUACAAAAACCAGGAGUUGCGCAUCAAGUUUCCAGACAACCCAGAGAAGUUCAUGGAAUCUGAGCUGGACCUAAAUGACAUCAUUCAGGAGAUGCACGUGGUAGCCACCAUGCCAGACCUGUACCACCUUCUUGUGGAGCUGAACGCCGUGCAGUCGCUGCUCGGGCUGCUGGGACACGAUAAUACAGAUGUGUCCAUUGCUGUGGUCGACUUGCUUCAGGAGCUCACAGACAUAGACACCCUCCACGAGAGUGAAGAGGGAGCAGAAGUCCUCAUCGACGCCCUGGUGGAUGGGCAAGUGGUGGCACUACUGGUGCAGAAUCUGGAGCGGCUGGAUGAGUCUGUGAGAGAGGAGGCCGACGGCGUCCACAACACUCUGGCUAUCGUGGAGAACAUGGCUGAGUUCCGGCCCGAGAUGUGCACAGAGGCUGCGCAACAGGGGCUUCUGCAGUGGCUGUUGAAGAGACUGAAGGCAAAGAUGCCCUUCGACGCCAACAAACUCUACUGCAGUGAAGUGCUAGCCAUCCUGCUCCAGGACAAUGACGAAAACAGGGAAUUGCUCGGGGAGCUGGAUGGAAUCGAUGUGCUUCUUCAGCAGUUAUCUGUAUUUAAAAGACACAAUCCCAGCACAGCUGAGGAGCAGGAGAUGAUGGAGAACCUGUUUGAUUCACUCUGCUCCUGCCUCAUGCUCAGUUCCAACCGGGAGCGCUUCCUCAAGGGCGAGGGACUACAGCUCAUGAACCUCAUGCUCAGGGAAAAGAAGAUCUCUCGGAGCAGUGCAUUGAAAGUGCUAGACCAUGCCAUGAUUGGGCCUGAGGGCACCGACAACUGCCACAAAUUUGUCGACAUCCUUGGCUUGCGAACCAUCUUCCCCCUCUUCAUGAAAUCUCCCAGGAAGAUCAAGAAAGUAGGAACCACUGAGAAGGAGCACGAAGAGCACGUCUGCUCAAUUCUGGCCUCGCUCCUGCGGAACCUUCGAGGGCAGCAACGAACCCGGCUUCUGAAUAAAUUCACUGAAAAUGACAGCGAGAAGGUUGACAGGCUCAUGGAGUUGCAUUUUAAAUAUUUGGGCGCCGUGCAAGUGGCCGACAAAAAGAUCGAAGGUGAAAAACACGACAUGGUCCGGCGUGGCGAGAUCAUCGACAAUGACGUAGAUGACGAGUUGUACCUGCGACGCCUGGAUGCCGGGCUCUUUGUCCUACAGCACAUCUGCUACAUCAUGGCUGAGAUCUGCAAUGCCAACGUCCCCCAGAUCCGCCAGAGGGUCCACCAGAUCCUAAACAUGCGAGGGAGCUCCAUCAAGAUUGUCAGGCACAUCAUCAAGGAGUACGCGGAGAACAUCGGCGACGGUAGGAGCUCCGAGUUCCGCGAGAGCGAGCAGAAGCGCAUCCUGGGCUUGCUGGAGAACUUCUAGAGCCGGGGAACUGCCCCUGCUGGCAGCCCCGGCUGCCCUCCCCAGAGCCAGUUUUCCCCCAGUGUCCUUGGCUUUUGGACAGAAUAAAGCUAGUUUUGG
Messenger RNA from Ochotona curzoniae (black-lipped pika), 1862 nucleotides. It is a transcript of the gene CTNNBL1, whose product is annotated as catenin beta like 1. The record is from RefSeq and is a predicted model, not a curated record. Gene Ontology annotation, cellular component: spliceosomal complex. The coding region runs from base 72 to 1763 and encodes 563 amino acids. Lineage: Eukaryota; Metazoa; Chordata; Mammalia; Lagomorpha; Ochotonidae. The transcript has 16 exons.